UAGAAUAUGCUCCAGAGGUUUGUGAACAUAAUCUGGUCCUGAGUGUUUGGGAUAGUAUGACGAGCUUUCUAAAAGUCUUCCCGCAAAAGGCGGUACGCGACGAGAAUGCCCAUUCUCCGUUCUUGUUCAACUUCGUCCCCGAUGAAAUACUGAGGCGAACGCUGGGAGGUUUUCAAAAUUCCGGUGCUCAACUCAUUGCUGGUGAGGACCUUAUCGAUCUGGAGCGCACAGACGAUAUCGUCCUCAUGUUUGAAGACGAAGAUGCUAUCAAGUUAAUGAAACAGUCACUUCAGGUGUCGUGUUCGCCACUGGUCUCUGCAAUACCGCGACCAAGCAGUGCUGAAACGGACUCCAGCGACUACUACACUUCAGUUGUAUAUGAGUUCCAAGACGGCGACGAGUCCAACAGUCUUCGUUCGCUUGGAUAUCAGAAACCGAAGCACAUGUGGAUGGCGAAAGAUCAGGCACUACUCAACUCAUUGAAAUCUUCCAGUCCAUCAGCGCCUUCCAUUACUGAGCUAAGCACGUCUUCGUAUGUUGAUACUCCUCCAUGUUCACCUUCUGCUAAUGGAUCCGCGGCGUGCAUCAUCGACUCUGGAUUACCAAGUGUGUCAGUCGCAACCUCACCAUAUCAUUCGGUUCAUCUUCCAGACUCACCUACGCUGGAAACUAGCACCCGUCAGUCAGCAUUUGUCGCGCCCUCACCGCUAAAUGCAACAACCAGCAGCGCCUAUAGUCGUUCGCCGCCUGUCUCAGUCGACGGGUUGAGCACUUUGUGCAGCGUGAAUUCUUGUCUUUCCCCGCCUUCCGUCACUGAUGUUUGUCCUACUCUGUCUGCGCAGAUGACCGAGCCGUCCUUAUCGAAACCGAUCGCUGAUUCCAACCGCUGUGAUCACCCGUCCUUAGCCGAAGGCGUGAUAUCAACAGAACUGAGCCCUAUGAAACAGGAACCAGUUGACAAGCCCAAAGGUAUCUUCGCCCGGACUACCAAACGCAGUAGUAAUCGUUGUAAAAGUACCCCCGUAGAACCGCGCCGAAGACGAACAGUUCGCCCCAGACGAUCAGAUACCGCUGUUUCCAAUGAGUCCUUGAAGUUCGGACUGAAGGUGAAGUUACCUUUGCGUUCUAUAAGUCAACUACCUGGUUCUUUGGAAAGUGGCGCUUUGUCAUCACCGUCUCCAGUUUCCGUAAAGUCCACCGCCAGUGACUGUACAUUGGUGAGAUCCCAAUCUUCAAAGUCUUCACCAGACCGCCCUACAACAGUACCAGGUGGAUUGAAGAUUCGUCUACGACGGGAUGACAUAACUUUUGAUCUCUCCUCCAAACGCACCAAACGGUUAAGAAACGGUAAUUCCUCCGGUAGCACCUUUCGAAUCGUUGAGUCCUGGUGUGACACGGAUGCACCCGGUGGUGAAUUUUCCAGGCGGAAGAUGGCUUCAACGUCACCAUCGUUAUUGUUCACCUCUUGUAACGGUAGUGUGCGUGUGGGUGAUAUUGUGUGGGCGAAAUUAGCUGGUUAUCCCUAUUGGCCUUCAAGGGUUAGUGCAAUCUGGGCACGCACUGCACAUCAACUGGCUCAGGCUACGCCACUUCCACCCCAACAAACUGGCGACUCUACCUCAUCUCUCUCCGUCCUUGCCACGCCAUCUGAUCCAGCCCUUGCUGCCGGCUAUACUGCUCGUGUCGAUUGGCUCGCAUGGGACCAGUGCUCAUAUCUCAGUUGCGCCAAACUUUAUCCCUUCAAAGAAGCUUAUGAAAAGAUGUACAACCCGCGCACACGUGUCAAGGGUUAUGCAGAUGCAGUUCGCUUAGCUAAACGGUUCGCCGAUGAUCCCGAAUCACUGACUGAUUGUGUAGAAUGUCAGCUCCCAGAUCUUUCCCCAAACGCGAAAUCCUUUUCAACUUUAUCCAGCCAGGUGUCUGCGCCCCCGAGUACGGAUAGUCACUGGUCAGCAACCAACACUCUUCCCUGUUCUCUAGAACCACCUCUGUCGAAUGCAAGUAAUCCUCGAUCAAGUGAAGUCAUUGAAAAAGACACUGCAUCUGUUGUUUCUGACACAGUGGCCGAUCAGAUUGAUGUGCUUCACAAAGUUUCUUCGGCACUUGAUAGUCCGACUUUAUCGGAUUCCGCACUGCGUGCAUUGGGACCUGGGGACAGGAAUAUAGAGUUAUGUGUUGCAAAUGGUGGGUCUGCCGCCUGGGCACCUUUACCUCAGUUAGAUAUAUCUGGAUUCGGAGAUUUCGUGUCACAUGUGCCCACUUUUUCCGAAGAUGAAGAUGAAAUAGACGAGUCGGUUGCUCGUCAGCUACAGCUAGAUUUUGGCCCUUGUGUGUGAAUGGUGUGUCAACUACUUGCCGAUAGCUGCAGUCACUCCGUAUAGUGUUAUCUGGCAAUUGUGAUAUCUGAUGCUCUUCUGGGUUCACACUUCUCCUAGCACUGACACACACUAACUGGCCAAUAUUACACUUUCUAUUUUCCAUGUUUUCGUUCAUUUCAUUUGGCGCUGGAUCUGAUUGGAACGCGCUUUCUUGUUGGCGUGAUUGUGUGUACAUAGCCCUCUUAACAACGUCCUCCUAUGACUACCUGAUCUUGACCAACUGUACCAUAGUCUUAAUCAAUAUCCUCUGUCCGGAGUCCACGUGAUUUAAUGUAUUUUUCUCUUCAAUGAAGCCGCUUUGUAUACUUCACAAGUUGACUGUGUUACUAAUGUUGACCUACCACACUUCCCUCUGACGCUCUCUUCCACUUUCCACUAUUCAGUUGGCCUUUCAAACAGCGGUAGUAACGUAAGAAUGAAAUAUCGGUCUACUGUCUCAUUCCGGCAUUAUUUUGUAACGCAUACAACUAGCAUGCCUGCUUCUUGUCUGUUCCGCUCUUAACGCAUGGGACAAACUGGUUGGUCAGGGAUUUCCAGCUCUGCCUUGUCCGCGUGUCGUUUGCAGAAUAAAAAGAAACGAAGAGCUGCUUGUGCCGACUUUUUUUUAUUGCCACCACUACUAUCGUGAUUCUCAUCAUCUUUUGACUACUUGACAAAGACUGAUUCUUGAUUUGUGGGUAUUUCUCCUACGUGCCUCAGCAACCCUCUUCCUUCCCUCCCAUCUCUGUGAGUUGUGAAUUAAUUGUACAGGCAUGACAACGUCGCAGUCGUUUUCUCACAUUCGAGCUAAGUGCACACUUCACGCGCGUCCAUCCGAUACACGGCCUAUUUUAUUGGAGCCACUGAUCUCUCAAACAAACACUGUUUACCCAC
This is a messenger RNA of Opisthorchis viverrini, 3251 nucleotides long. RefSeq lists its product as hypothetical. The coding region runs from base 57 to 2336 and encodes 759 amino acids. The transcript is spliced from 2 exons. NCBI's taxonomy places the organism in Eukaryota, Metazoa, Platyhelminthes, Trematoda, Opisthorchiida, Opisthorchiidae. The record is from RefSeq and is a predicted model, not a curated record.